AUGGGUGGAACCGAGCGGCUGUGGCUGUUUGCAAGUCUGUGUCAGGUGGCUUUGCUGACCUGUGAACAACAUUCAAAUCCUGUUGAGGUUGAAGUUGAGUUUCAGUCCUUCCCUGCCAGUCAAGAUCCAGACACCUACACAGUCACCUGCAGGACUGCAAGUAACCACCUGGUGUAUGUGAAGCCCAUUGAUCCGCCAGCAUGCUCUCCUGGUUGCAAGACGUCCCUGCGAUUGGUUGAGGACCGAAGAGGAUAUAACAUCACACUGAGCUCUGGCAGGAAUGACACCACACUCGAGGCAAAGACCUUUCACCUAAUUCCAGUCUCCUUGGCUUCCUUUCGUGUCCACACCACAACGACCUCCGCUCUGCUGACAUGGAAACUUCACAGACAGCAAAACAUCUCCACCCUGAGUCUGUACAACACUCACACACAAUCUGUCACACACACAUUCAACGUGACGCCGUCCGAGGUAGAAAAGUCCCAGUACGCGGUGACAGGUCUCCGGCCUGGUACACGCUUCAAGGUCAAAGUUGUGGUGACCACAUCGCUCGGACACCUCAAUGUGAUCUUGAAGCAGAGACUCAGCAUCAGCAUGGAAACAGCCCAGUGCCCCCCCGGGUGGCUGGCCAGUGGACGGAGCUGCUACACUGUGAGAAGAAGAGCUUUGACAUGGAGCGACGCCCGGCACAGCUGUAAACAUCUGGCAGCUGGAAGUAACCUGGCUGAUCUCAAGAGUCCCGAUGAUUUGACUUUUGUAUCUAGUCACCUGCUGAGCCACAACAACCUGCUGCUACUCUGGACUGGACUCAGUGACCAGCAGGAGGAGGGCCGACCGCUCUGGACUGACGGCUCGUCAUAUAACCUGACCGACACCAUGAUGACGCUACUGCCGGCCAAUCAGACGGACUGUUUCGCCCUCCAGAGGAAUGCCACAGGACCAGGAUACUUCCUCACUCCAUUCUUCUGUAACAUCAACUUACCCUUCAUCUGUCAGUACCAGACCCCUCAAGUCCCUGCCUCCUUUUCCUUUGACCUGGUUCAGGUGACGGAGCAUCAGGUGGAGCUUCGCUGGAGUGACUUUUCCCCCCUGAGCUCACUUGAUCAUUCCUCCUUUGAGAUAUUCCUCCAGUACCAAAAGGAGGCAUGUGGAGAGUUGGGGCAAAGUGAAGAAAGUAGAAGCAUGACCUCAGAGGACAAAACAGAAAAAAUGGUCAAAGUCCCCAUCUCCCUGUCGUCCAGAGGGGUAACCGUGGCAGGUUUGUCUCCAGGGAGCGUCUACUCUUUCACCCUUGGAGCUUCUCACCCUGCAGGCUCCAGCUGGAGCUUGGGACAGACACAGACUGCGUACACCAGGCCGCUUCCUCCUCAGAACAUCACUGUGGGCUUUAUAACAGUCAGUCAGAUGAGUGUCCACUGGAUGCUGCCAGAUGUGCAGCACGUUGCUGGAGGGACAUUUGUCGUUCGCUAUGUGGACACGUCCUCGAGACACGAGAGGAUAGUUGGAAUGAGCAACAUCUCCUGCUCAUCAGAGACUAGUGGGUUGCAGUCAUGCAAGGCUGUGAUUGGAGGGCUGGCGUCUCACAGGAAGUACAUGGUUGAAGUUUACGCAGUCACGCAGCACGGGAUCGAGAGCUGUGGACAGACGCCUGUGACUGUACAGACCGCGGUGAGGGCCCCUAGUGGUCUGGUGGUGUUGAGUUCCAGGGGAAAUCUGACAUUCUGCUGGACCCGUCCACAUGGCGACCCACCGGAUGCUUAUUACAUCACAGCCCACCCACUCAGUAGCCCCAGUGCUUCUUCACUGUGGAUAAACCAAUCCAGUCCUGGCGGAAACUGUGUUGAUCUGGGCCCAUUUACACCAGGUCAGACUUAUGAAGUAGGAAUCGCUGCACUGAUUGGAAGAGACAGGAGCCAGAGGACCAGCAUCACUCACACCACAGAUCCGUUACCUGUUCCGGUCGCGGUGCCUCUGUCAGUCGGCUCAACCUCUGCACAGCUGUACAUUCAGCAUCCACAGCUGGGUCUGAUAGAUGGGGUGAAAGUGUGUAUGUGUCUGGGAGUUUGUGACACUGUGUGUGAGGGAUCAUGUGGGUAUUCGUGCGACUGGUACUCUCUCCCUGCUGGCGUUCACACUGUGACACUCAGGAACCUCAGUCCAGGAGCUGAGUACCAGCUGCGGGUUCUCAGCACCAGCCGGGAGCAGACGGGACCUCCGUUCUACACCCGUCCCUUUAGAACCAGUCUGGUCCCCCCCAGCAGAGUGAGGGAGGGCGUGGUGACGGACUCGUCCAUUGAGCUGCUUUGGGAUCCCGCACGUGGACGAGCUCUCAGCUUCGAGGUCGUCUGCCUGAACUGUGACCGUCCGCACACAGUGCAGAAGGUGUUCAACCAGAGCGCAAUGUUCUCCAGUCUAACUCCAGGCAGACUCUAUCACUUUACAGUACGAACGGAGAAGGAGUCCUUCACUGACAGCUCCCCUGUCACCAUCAACAUCACAGCAGCUCCCAGCCCACUGGAGGUGUCUCUUGUCAAUAAAACCACAUCAUCCAUAUGCAUCAGCUGGAGUCCAGGGAGGGGAGAGAUGAGCGCACUCAUCCUGUCAAUCAAAAACACGACAUCCCGUCAAGAGCUGAUCAUUUCUGAUGUGGCGCUCAGGUUAUACAGCUUUACAGACCUGGCUCCUGGAAGCCAAUACACAAUUGGCGUGAUUUGUACCAGCAGGGAAAGGAAAAGUAAACCGGCUUCUAUAAACCUCAACACUUUCCCUGAGGUGCCGCAGGAAGUGGCUCUGUCAGCGCACAUCGUGACAUCAGCGUUUGUCACCUGGAGACCACCGCCUGGUCAGGUGGAGGAGUACAAGUUUGGCUUUGGCCUGCUGUCCAUGGACAAGACAUCAUGGAUUGAUGUGCUUCUCCCCGGCACCAGUUAUGAGAUCAGGGGUUUGAUCCCAGGGUCAGACUACGGUGUGAACAUUCAGAGUGUGUUGGGCUCCGACACCAGUCAGCCGGUCCACAGAGAGUUCAGCACACGCCCUGCAGGACUGUGCAGCCUCUAUCUGGGCAACGUGAACUCUUCCUCCGUCUCAGUGAGCUGGGACAGUGCGAUCGGGGAGUUCGACUUUCACAGAGUCACGGUGGCCAACACCUCGGACACACGCACGCUCACCGUACCCAAGGAGCAGCAGGUUGCCGUGGUUACGGGGUUGCUGGAUGGCUGCAGCUACAACGUGAGCGCUGAGAGAGUGAGAGGAGUGACAGCGGGGAGCGCCGCCUUCCUGACCGUAACCACAGUGCCGGCCCGUGUACGAGGAGUGCGUGUUUUCAACGUGUCCGCACGAGCGUUCUCGCUGCGCUGGGAGCCGGCGGUGGGAUGUGUGGAUCAUUACCAAGUGAGCCUCCAUCCUGACCAGGGAAAAGUCACAGUGCACCCUGGACAUGAUGGAUACAUUCAGGCUGAUGUGGUCAAUGUCAGUCCAGGGAAACAGUUCACUGUAACGGUCUCAGCGGCCUCGUCCUCCAACAUCAGCCCCGGAAUCAGCCGCAUGAUCAACACCAAUGAGAGCCUUCCUGGUCCCCCUUUGGGCCUUGAAGGAGAGGCUGUCGGGUCUAACGGUAUUCUGCUCUCCUGGACCAUGCCAUCUGAUGCCAACAAUAUCGAUGAAUAUGUCAUCAGGUACAAGGAAGUGUGUCCCUAUCCUGAUCUCACCUUCACACAGGUGACCAAGAACCUGGAAAUACCAGAGACGCUGAUCACUGACUUCACCUCAGGUUCUACAUACCACAUUCAGGUAGCAGCCAUAUCUCCAAAUGGAAUUGGAGCACUGAGCAAAUCUAUCUACAUAAAGACUGCUGAGUCACCCCCUGGCCUGGUCACCAACCUCACAGCGUAUGCUCAGAACCACACCUCCGUCAUGGUUACCUGGUACCUGCCGCACCGCAUCAACGGCCUCAUUAACAAGUUUGCAGUCAAGGCAAAGCACGCUCGCACGGGGCAGACGGUCCGCACGCUGGAGGUCAACGCAGAGGACAUCAUGACUAUAGGGCUGCCUCACUGCAAUGAUGCAGCUGAUAUCCUGUCUCGUGCAACUCCGAGUCCCCUGGAGAUAACGGCCUCCUCUCCACCUAUCACCCUCUCCGCCGUGCCCCCUGCGGCCUCCUGGAGCGUGCCCAUAUCAGUGGGAGUUGAUCAGCUGCGUCCUUACACUGCCUAUCUCUUCGAAGUGUCUGCCUUCACGUCUGAUGGAGAGGGACAGAUAGCCUCCACCAUGGUCCGCAUGCCAGAGUCAGCUCCAGAAGACGCACCGCAAAACUUCGCUGUCCUGAACAUGACAUCAAGAUCAAUCUCUGUGUCCUGGAGUCCUCCCAAAAUUACCACAGGGAAAUUCAGCUACAUGCUCUACCUUUAUGGACCCACAGGAUUUCUGUAUGAGAACAGCACUGGGGACAUGCGGUUUGCUUUUAGUGGUUUGAUCCCAUACACAAGGUACAUGGUGGCCGUCCGAGCCAAAGCAGCUGGUGAAGUAGGUCCAGCAGCGCAAGAAGACGUAGUUACACCUGCUGAAGCACCCAGUGCAGUGCAGAACCUGGAGGCAGUCGCUGAGGAUUCAGUUUCAAUCCGCGUGAGUUGGAAAAUUCCUGCUCAACCUAACGGCCCCAUCACCCAGUACAGACUGCAGGUCCUGGUGGACGACACUCUGCUGCAGGACAUCACCCUCACUGCAGAGGCGAAUGGAACUGAUUUGUACGAAGAGGAGACACUUUCUCCCGAUGUCCAUAACAACUCACGUCGACGUAAGAGAUCUGCUGAGCUCGGUCUGAUCACGUCUCCGCCGACUUUCACAGCCACUGUUGCUGAGCGCACGCUGCGCACUGACAUGACUUCCUCCACCGUCGAUCACUCCGGACUUAGCAGCCCGGCUGACAUCACGAGCACUGAUGUUCAACCCACAGCUGAUCCCAUGGUCGCUGAGAAGCCCAGCACCAAUGUCACCUCUGCUUCCCAAUCUAGCACCACUAAUGUCCAGUCUUCGGACUCUUCGGUCCCUGGAACCACUGCUUUUUUUCUUACCUCCGCACUUCCUGCUACGCUCCCACCCUGGCUGACAAAGCAAUCACAAGCUGGCGAUAUGACUUCCGGCUCCUCCCCUAUGGCCGUGACCCCAAACCCGGUGCGCUUGUCCACACGUGAUGCAUCAAAUACGGGACACUUUUCAACACGCAGUGCAGCAACUUCUGGUAUUACGGGUGUUACAGUGAGAGAGGAGGUGAUGGACGGUUUCUCUGAGGAUUUGUCGUACCUGGUGUUGGAUCUGAAUCCCUUCACUGAGUACACGUUCAGGGUCACUGCUUCCACCACUGUGGGGGAGGGCCCUUCCACGAACACCUCUGAGAAGACCAGGGAGCAGGUCCCGAGCUCCGUUCUUGAAGUGUCUUAUCAAAACAUCAGCUCCACCUCCAUACAAGUGAGCUGGGUCCCUCCAAUCAACCCUAAUGGACGGAUCACACACUACACCGUCUACGGCCUGCAACUGUACAGCAAACAGGCGCUGUCGUGGAGUAGUAACACCACCAGCAUAUUGAUAACAGAUCUGGACAAGUACACUGGUUAUACGCUGCGUGUGGCUGCAUCCACAGCUGUGGGAGAGAGCUCUCUGACUGAGGAAGAUGACAUCUUUGUUUACACCUUAGAGGACGAGCCUGACUCCCCCCCUGUGAACCUCACUGUGGUGGACACCAGCCCCUCCACCGUCACACUGGCCUGGUCUCCACCUGAGAGAGCCAACGGGCUGAUCCAACGUUACGAGGUCCUGUACGAGAACGAGUCCUACUCUGCUUUGAUGAACACCUCCUCAAACGGAGUGACUCUGACCAGCGUGAAGCCGUUCUCCUACUACAACGUGUCUGUGAGGGCGUACACGCGUUACGGCAAUGGCAACCAGACGUCAGACAUUUUGCACCUCCUGUCUGGAGAGGAUGUCCCGGGCAGUCCUCCGUACGGCCUCUCCUACGAGUCAGUCAGCCCGAGCGAGGUGAAUGUGACCUGGCAGCCGCCUCUGCUUCCUAACGGCCUCAUCACCCACUACAGCCUGGAGCUUUGGAAUUCCACUCACUACCUGAACCUCACCUCCCCGACCGGCUACAUCCACAUCACGCACCUGCGGAAGUACGCGCAAUACCGCCUCAUGGUGCAGGCGCACACACGUGUCGGGCCGGGGAACCACAGCAGCGAGCCGCUCAACGUCACCACACUGGAGGAUGCUCCAGACACACCUCCUCAGUUCCUCCUUGCCAGAAAGCUGUCAGACUACGAGCUGGAGUUGUCAUGGCAACCACCACUCGAAGCAAAUUCAGACAUACUCUACUACAUUGUCAAAGUUUGGAAUGAAACGAGUGAGCUGUGGCAGAAUGUGACAGACACGUCAGUGGUUAUUAACGUGGACUCAGAGAGUCUCUACAAUGCGUCUGUCUCCAGCUGGACCAGACUGGGAGAUGGAGGCGUGUUGAUCUAUAUCAGCUUCACCACCACAGAUGCAGAGCCGUUUGACCCUCCACAGAAUGUGACUGUUACAAAUGUGACGACCUCCUCCAUCACCUUGCUGUGGAAACCACCCACUGAACCAAAUGGAAUCAUUGUACACUUCACUAUUUACUACUCUGAUAACAACACUGUGACUGCGCAGAGGGUUCCCAUGUCAGACUUACCCACCCCUGCCUCUCCUGACUCCCCCCUCUCCUUCACUCUGACUGGGCUGACCGGGGGCACUAAUUACACCAUGUGGAUGACCUCCAGCACCGUGCAGGGGGACGGAGGGGUCCAGAGCGAGACACUGACACUGCUCCUGCCAGAGGACGUGCCGAGCGACUCCGUUCGAAACCUGACGGCUCAGAUCUUCAGCUCCACGGCCAUUAUCGUCAGCUGGGACCCGCCCAUGGAGCCCAACGGCCGUCCUUACUACCUGCUCACCUUACAGGAAGCCGGCAUCCCCCCAGAUGUUCCCAACCAAGGCGCUCCAGCUGUCAACAAGACCAUCAAGCACACCACGACUGACAAUGUCUUCCUCUUCACCAGACUCAGGAAGUAUUUCCCUUAUGUGCUCACUGUUACCCCAGCAACCGGUGCUGGCCCCUCCUACAACCACACCAGCACAAUGUACCUGAGGACGGAUGACGACAUCCCUAGUUCUGCUCCCUUGCUGGUCUCUACCAGGAACCUGUCGUCGUCCGCCAUCGCCGUGGUCUGGCAGCGCCCUCUGGAGGCCAACGGGGAGAUAUCUGAGUAUACCCUCACUCUGAUCGGCCCAGCGGGCUCCAACACAACACAUACCACCAACACCUCGUUCAUCCUCGAUAACCUACUUCCAUACACGGCGUACAACCUCACCAUCACAGCGUUGACACGUAAAGGCUCGGGGCCUCACCUGCUGCUGCAGCUGCACACUGAUGAAGGAGGCCCCAUGUCCCCUCCCCGUAACCUGACUAUAUACAACCACACGGACGUCUCUGUGUGGCUGAGCUGGGAGCCUCCUUUGGAGCCCAAUGGUGUGGUGAUCCAGUACGGCUUCAGGACCCGAGACCUCAUCACACACACCGUCACACACCAGAAUUCCUCCGGUCCGUCGACCACAGAGUAUCUCUCUGGCUUCAGGCCUCAUAGCUCCUAUGAGAUCAGUGUGUACAGCUACACCAGAGUGGGCCAUGGGAAUCAGUUCAGCAGCCCCGUGACCUUCACCACUAACGAGUCAGUAUCUGAUGCUGUGGGGAACCUCUCUUGCUCGGGAGGGAGCUGGGAUUCAAUUCUGCUGUCCUGGGAAGUUCCAGUCAACCCUAAUGGACAGAUCGUUUUUUACGAGAUUACAGUGGAGGUUGACGUGCAGUCGUACACACACCAGGCUCAGUCACCAGAGUACACAGUGAGCGGGCUGUCCCCAGAUCAGACGUACACACUCACCGUGGCAGCAGUCAACUCCGCAGGACCUGGAGACGCAGUAAACUGUACUGCCUCCACUCUUUCUGAAUCAGUCCCAGCUGCCCCUCGCUCCCUCACCGUCUCUGAGGUCACACCUACCAAUGUGACACUUCACUGGGCUCCGCCGCUCUCCAUACCUGGCCUGCUGAAAGAGUACCACAUCAUUGCUCAGCUGCUUUCAACUGUUUGUGAACCAAACAUCGUACCCACGGCACAGCCCCCCUCAGAGGACGAGCUGACCUCCGACUGUGUGGACUCUCAUGUCCUGGUGUCAGUAAAUAGCAGCGAGGAGAACCCCAACAGCAUCACACUCCAGUCCCUCAAUAAAUACAGAUACUACCGCUUCAAAGUGGCCGCUGUGACCAACGCGGGAGUUGGAGAGUACACACGCUGGAGUUAUGCACGCACCCUCGCUGGAAACCCUGAUGUCCCUCCCCGUGACCUGAGGGUCACCCCAUCUUCCAACAGCCUUCGCAUUGCGUGGAGCGCUCCAGCUGUUCUCUCUGGGCCGACAUCAUAUCUCGUUCAGGUGGAAGGUCCUGGUUGGAACAUGUCAACAGUCCGGGCUCCAGGAGAGUUGACGACUGUUGUUGUGACGAACUUGACCGCUUUCACCCUCUACUCUGUGACCGUCACUGCCUUCACUGGUCCACUGGCACUGGCUGCUAGCGAUGGGAAAGCUGUUGGACCCACUGGAUUUCAAACGUUGGAGGAGGAACCCAAAGACCCUCCCAAGAACGUGAUCGUAUCAGUCAUCCCGGAGGAAGUGAACCGUGUGAAGUUGACCUUCACGCCCCCAGAAGAGCCCAAUGGAAACAUCACCGCCUACUUUGUGUACGUGUACGAAAAGGAGCGGCUGGUCAAGAACAUCAGUCUCAAUAUCUUUCAGAGAGAAGACAACAACACGCUGGCGGCUGUCAUCGAGGGCCUGAAGGGAGGACACAACUACACUAUACAGAUUUCAGCCAGGAACGGGGCCGGCAGGAGUCCGCCCAGCCCACAUGUCCAGAUAACCACAGGAAUCAAAGCCCCGGCCAAGCCAACCCAAAGACCCCAGGCAAUGCUGGGCCACGGAGGGGUUGCCAUAGUAACCCACAGGAGUAUCACCAUCCACUUGCCUGCCUGUUUCUAUAGUGACAACAAUGGACCAAUCACAAAAAUUCAGGUCGUCGUGGCCGAGUCAGGGGUGAAGGACGUCCAGAACCUGACCAACUGGAAGAAUGCAUUUUUGGAUCGUCCCGGCCCCUACCUGACUGACAGGGGUUUCCCCAACCCGCAAUGUUUUUCGGGGGACGGGCUGUCACGCACGGGCGCACACUUCAGACGCAAUCGCAGUGUGCCUGGAGACAGCCGGCCCCUGGUGAGGCAGAAUCACACUAUUGCAGGAACCUACGUGAUCGGGGAGAAUGAUGACUGUAUGCAGCAGAACAACACCGAUAAUUUCUGCAACGGGCCUCUGAAAGCGAACACGGUCUAUGUGUUUAUGUUCAGAGCUACUAACAUCAAUGGCCAAUACACAGACUCUGAUUUCUCUGACCAUGUCAAAACUACAGCGGACGGGCUGUUGACCAGAGAAGAGCAGAUCAUUCUGGGUGUUCUGCUUUCCUUCUUCUUGGCCGUGUUACUCAUCAUCAUCAUCUGUGCCUCAGUCAAGAUGCAUCAGCGCAAGAAGGAGGGCGGGACCUAUUCACCACGAGAGGCGGAAAUCAUAGAGACCAAGUGUAAACUCGAUCAGCUGAUCGCUGUGGCCGAUCUGGAGCUGAAACAAGAGAAACUCAACCGGUAUUCUUCCUUCUUCUUUAGACGGAAAGAGAUUUAUGUCAUCCAGCUUCUCAGCUACAGGAAAUCACUCAAGCCCGUCAACAAAAAGUCUUUCCUGCAGCAUGUAGAGGAUCUGUGUGCCAAUGACAACGCCAAGUUCCAGGAAGAGUUUGCUGAGCUCCCAAAGCUGCUGCAGGACCUGGCCACCACAGAUGCUGAUCUGCCCUGGAACAAAUCCAAAAACCGCUUCCCUAACAUCAAACCGUACAAUAACAACCGAGUGAAGCUGCUGUCAGAACCGGGCACUGCAGGCUCGGACUACAUCAACGCCAGCUUCGUCUCAGGCUACCUGUGUCCCAACGAGUUCAUCGCGACUCAGGGUCCUCUGCCGGGCACAGUGGCAGACUUUUGGAGGAUGAUUUGGGAAACGGGGACCCGCACCAUCGCCAUGCUCACACAGUGUUACGAAAAAGGCAGAAUUCGGUGUCACAAGUACUGGCCUGAGGACAACAAGCCAAUGUCAGUGUUUAGUGACAUUCUCAUUUCAAAAGUGUCAGAGGAAGUCCUGCCUGACUGGACUGUCAGAACCCUGAAAGUAGAAAAGCACGGACACUACAUUCUGGUUCGCCACUUCAACUACACGUCGUGGCCUGAGCACGGGGUCCCAGAGUCCUGCAGCACGCUCAUUAAGUUUGUCAAAGCUGUCCGGGGCCACAGGCACGAAAACACCACCAUAGCGGUUCACUGCAGUGCUGGUGUGGGGAGAACAGGUGUGUUUAUCGCCUUAGACCACCUCAUCCAGCACGUCAGAGAUCACGACUUUGUGGAUAUCUACGGCCUGGUGGCCGAGCUGCGCAGCGAGAGGAUGUGCAUGGUGCAGAAUCUGGCCCAGUACAUCUUCCUGCACCAGAGUACGCUGGAACUUCUCAACAACAAAGGCAACAGCCAGUCCAUCUGGUUUGUCAGCUACUCUGCUCUGGAGAAGAUGGACUCGCUGGAAGCAAUGGAAGGUGAUGUUGAGCUGGAAUGGGAAGAGACCACCAUGUAAAGACAAACCGAGGGACACCUGCAUCCGAGUGAGACGGGACCUGUGCACAGACCCUGGACAGGACGGCCCGCACCACGUAAAGGAAGAGGAAGUAGGGAGGAACAGGAAGUGAACGACACAGUCUGAACUGGACGGCCCAUUGGUUGACUCAAGGCUUUGAUGCUCCACUUCAACCCAUUUCUCAGCUCAGGCCUCCCUUUACUCCACCACUUGUCUACUUGUUUUCAAAGAGAGUCAGCGAGACAAAAGGUAGACGGUGAAACGGUGAGUUUCAGAAACGACAGGGAUAAAGGAGAAGCGGCAGAGACAGAGCACUCUAUCACGUCUGUAAGCCGACAGGUACUUUGCACAAAUUGAUUUCACUGUGUAUUGUAAUUACUGUAUUAUAUUGAUAUCAUCUAUGUUUUUUGUAAGAUAAUUUAUUCAAGCCAAAAUGGUGUUUUUUUUUCAAUCUCUUUGUAAUUCUGCCUGUGUCGGGGUUUUUGUUCAUUCUAUCUCAAGUGUGAUUUGCAGAAAUAAAGAAACUUGUAUUUUU
This is a messenger RNA of Hippoglossus stenolepis (Pacific halibut), 11311 nucleotides long. RefSeq names its product protein tyrosine phosphatase receptor type Q (gene ptprq). Bases 1 to 10776 code for a protein of 3591 amino acids. Gene Ontology annotation, biological process: protein dephosphorylation. Lineage: Eukaryota; Metazoa; Chordata; Actinopteri; Pleuronectiformes; Pleuronectidae. The transcript is spliced from 63 exons. The record is from RefSeq and is a predicted model, not a curated record. Gene Ontology annotation, molecular function: protein tyrosine phosphatase activity; protein binding.